This is a messenger RNA of Megalobrama amblycephala (Wuchang bream), 3741 nucleotides long. RefSeq names its product solute carrier family 1 member 5 (gene slc1a5). The coding region runs from base 151 to 1761 and encodes 536 amino acids. Gene Ontology annotation, biological process: L-aspartate import across plasma membrane. Lineage: Eukaryota; Metazoa; Chordata; Actinopteri; Cypriniformes; Xenocyprididae. The record is from RefSeq and is a predicted model, not a curated record. The transcript has 8 exons. Gene Ontology annotation, molecular function: symporter activity; L-aspartate transmembrane transporter activity; neutral L-amino acid transmembrane transporter activity. Gene Ontology annotation, cellular component: plasma membrane.
CGACUGGAAACGUAUUCUCCGAGGCGCCUUUUCUACACCAGUUCAUUUCUACGCUGCCAGCAGUACACGAGGAGAGAGCAGAGACAAUCAGCUCGCACCAAAGACUCCUACAUUCACUCUCCAAACAUCAGGACACCUUCAGAGAGCACAAUGACGGAAGAAAAGAUCUCCAUAGAAGAUGUAAAGACGUCCAACGGUGAAGCGCACACAGCCGUCGCCAAUGGCUUGAGUGACCGCAAGACGAGCGAGCCGGAGACCACCGGGCAGAAGCUGAAACGGAUCGCCAUGGCCAAUCUGCUGGUCAUCCUUACGGUGUCAGCGGUCAUCGCCGGGGUGUUCAUCGGGCUCGGCGUGCGCAGCGCCGGCUUGAGCCGCACGCAGAUCAUUUACUUCGGGUUUCCCGGUGAGCUGCUCAUCCGCCUGCUUAAAAUGAUCAUUAUCCCUCUGGUGGUCUGCAGUCUGGUGUCCGGCGCUGCCAGCAUUGACCCCAAAGCCCUGGGCAAGCUGGGCGGCUGGGCGAUGCUCUUCUUUCUGGUGACCACUUUGAUCUCGUCAGCUAUCGGCGUUAUUAUGGCGUUCAUUAUUAAGCCAGGUGUCAAUGACGGGGGGAAACUAUCCCUCAACACUCAGGAUGACAGCGCUGUUCCCGAAGCCAAAGAAGUCAUCGAUUCGUUUCUAGACUUGAUAAGAAAUAUCUUCCCAUCGAACCUGGUAUCAGCUGCCUUUCAGUCGUAUGCCACUGGUUACAAGUUUGUGAAAAAUGAGACCAACUCGACCAUCUUCUCCAUGGAAAAGGUUCCAGUUGGCUCAGAUGUGGAUGGCAUGAACAUCCUGGGUCUCAUCGUGUUUGCUAUGGUAUUUGGGGUGGCUUUGAGGAAACUUGGAGAGGAAGGAGAGAUCCUUAUUAAGUUCUUCAACUCUUUCAAUGAGGCCACCAUGGUGUUGGUCUCCUGGAUCAUGUGGUAUGCACCACUGGGUAUUAUGUUCCUGGUUGCUGCUAAGAUUGUGGAAAUGGAGGAUGUUGGCUUGCUGUUCGCCAGCCUUGGGAAGUACAUCGCCUGCUGCGUCAUUGGCCAUGCCAUCCACGGUCUCCUCAUCCUCCCGCUCAUUUACUUUGUGAUUACACGGAAGAACCCCUACACUUUCUUGCUGGGAUUGGUCACCGCUUUGGCUACUGCCUUUGGAACCUCAUCUAGCUCUGCCACGUUGCCCCUAAUGAUGAAAUGUGUGGAGGAGAACAACGGUGUGUCUAAGCAUAUCAGCCGCUUCAUCCUGCCCAUCGGAGCAACCGUCAACAUGGACGGAGCCGCCUGCUUCCAGUGUGUAGCUGCGGUGUUCAUCGCUCAGCUUAACGGGAUCCCACUGGACUUUGUCCAGGUCAUCACCAUCCUCGUGACUGCGACGGCGUCUAGUGUGGGAGCUGCUGGGAUCCCUGCUGGAGGGGUGCUGACGCUGGCCAUCAUUUUGGAAUCAGUGGGGCUGCCCACCAACGAUCUGUCGCUCAUCUUGGCUGUGGACUGGCUUGUCGAUCGCACUUGCACCGUCAUCAAUGUUGAAGGUGACGCCUACGGAGCAGGUCUUCUGCAGUAUUUCGUGGAUCGCACUUCCAAAAAGGAGGGAGUGGAGCUAAGUAAGGUGCGAGUGGAGGAGGAAGACCCCGCCUCCAGGCCAGAAAGCUCUCCACUCAUCGAGAAACAGGGAAACUUUGAAUUGGAAGAGGUCGCUGGACCUAAACCAAGUGACAAGGAGUCCGUUAUGUAGAUUUGCACAGAAUUUCAACAAACUUUCCUUCCCUACCUGCCUGAUCUCACUAAAUCAGUCUCUGCAUCUACGCAGUGACCAUGGGAGAGAUGCUGGUUUAAAUUAACACAGGACAAAGACUACAUGCUUUUGACCCUCCUCUAUACCCAGCUCUUAUGAAAAGAGUCUGCCAAAACUUAUGCACAUUUAGAUGGAAAAAUGCUUGAACAAUUAUUUAUUAGAUGCUGGUCAGACAUUUUGGAACUUUUUUUCUUUUAUUUUUAUUACUCCUUUUAAAUAUACAAAAAGUCAGUCCGGCCUUUUAAAAUAUUAUUAUUAUUAUUAUUAUUAUUAUUAUACAUGACCUAAUACUUCUUAAUAUAUGCUCCUAAAUUAAAACUCAGAUUUCUGUCAACACCUUUUUCAUGCAAAACAUCUCUUUAAAAAGCCAAAGUACCCGCAAGAACCUCUGCAUCCUUCACUGUCUAAUCAACGCACCAAAUAAUACGUUUUAAGUGGCGUGCUGUUCCGUUAUGGCGUUUUGAAAUACCUCGUUCAUGCUGAUUCCCUUUAAAAGACAUCAGGCUCCUCAGAUGUUGGUCCAUCUAACAGGUGCUGAUACCUUCACUGAACUCAGGGGCCAAAAGAAAGGUGUAGGAAGCCUGAACUUUAUAACUUAACUCACAGUUAAGAGCUGACAUCUUGCCUUCUGCAUCCUUGUCUUUAUGCUGACACCAUUAUGUUUUGUGGCGUCCUCUUUGGGGUCAAGUUGAUCAGACGUGAACACUAGCAAGUUAUGUCUUGUGUCUUAAAGCUGCAAGGCUGUUCAGAUAAGGCUGUGGAAACCUGUAGAUGAGAGAGUUCUCUAUGUGCUGGUUGAUAAGCAACUAUCUGUGGUCAAGAGGUGUAUUGGUUCCAUUUUCAGAAGAAAGCCAUAGAUUAGAGCAUGAAUCCAGACUGGAAGUGAGAUUUUGGAUUCUGGAGUAAUGCUUCUUCCUGGGGUGUAGGAACAUGUUAGAUGUGUUACGAACACUGUGGACUUUCUCUCUGUUUUGAAUCUUUUUUUUUUGUUUGUUUUGUUUGCUUAAAGAAUUAGUGUAAAAAAUAUUGUUUGCAUAUCCUUUUGUAAAAAAAAAAAAAUAUACAGAAAUGAAGUAUACAAUUCUGUUUGCUUUUUAAAAGUGUACUUCUGAGAUCUGGUUGGUUUUUGUUUUGUUUUUUUCUAUGCAUGUUAUUUGGAGAAGAGCACAAAUAUGAAAUGCCUGCCAUUUUCUGAAGGUAUUGAAUUGUAUGAGGAGGAAUCAGUUUAACUGUAACUAGUAGUUGAACCGAAUGACUUUAUUCUAAAUAGAUUUUUUUUUUUUUUUUUUUUUUUAAGAAAUGUUUUAUAUAUGUUUAACCUAAACACACCAGCAGAAGGAAAGUAUCGGGUGACAGGGUGCAAGAUGUUCACCAGUGUACUGUAUGUUGACCAAAUGUUUUUCAAUGAUGAGAAGAAAGUCGACAUAAUAGCUAAUUUCUGUAGAAAUCACUUAAGUUUGACUCGCAGUUGAUCGGUGUGCAUUUAAAUCCGACCAAAGAUGAACAUUAAUCUUUUUUUUUUUUUUUUUUUUUUUUUUUUUUUUUUGUAUUUACUCACCAACAUUUUAAUAGGGUGUUUGGUGCUUGCAAUCUGCACUAUUAUCAGUCUAUCAUUUCUUUUCUGUUCUGUUAGUGCUCAAGAUGUAUUUCAAAUCAUGUGUAUUAUUUAAAAUCAAACAUCUGUUCUGCUGACGGAUUUCACUCCAUUAAAAGCCUGCAGUACAUGCAGUGCUGUAAAGGCUUUUCAUUCCAGGUGGCUGUAGCUGCCCUGUUGAUGCGGAUAUAUGUGGGUUUAACGGGUGGUUGUAUCAUAAAUGGUUGCUUGAUGAUGUCAUCAGCAGAGUCAAAGAGUACUGUUAAGAGAACCAGUGAAUGUGCUCCACACUGACUGCAGAAUAAAGACUUUUUUUUUUUAAUAAA